Molecule: messenger RNA, 2086 nt
Organism: Anastrepha ludens (Mexican fruit fly)
Lineage: Eukaryota; Metazoa; Arthropoda; Insecta; Diptera; Tephritidae
Exons: 3
Coding region: 1-888 (295 amino acids)
Source: RefSeq, a predicted model, not a curated record
AUGGCACCCCAAUUGGCUAGCACCACCUUACCACUAUGGGAUUUUGCGUUUACGAGGGUUGGCACGUCGGAAACGCAAUACAUUCGUACCAUUGACAAUUUGAUGGCAUCGCGCAUCAGCUUAAAAUUGCAGCUGCAGGGCAUCCACUUUACCAACGCAAAUCCAUCACUGCUCCACGGCGGCGGUCAUGGUUAUGGUACUUACAAUGGUGGCAGCGGCAUUGGCAAUAGUUAUGGCCUCAACUCGGUGCAUAGCGCCGGUGGUGGCAGCAACAUUGGUAAUGGUGGUAAUAAUGUUGGCAGUCUGAUUUUGCGUUGUACAGCACAAAUUGGUGAUUUGUAUCAGGAGUAUAAGGAAAUUGAACUGGGCACACCGCAAAAGGAUCCGGUGCCGGCGAGAGUUACUCUCUCUUCCGGCUCCAGCAUGACCAAUUUUUUCAGCUCCUACUUUUCCUCAAGCAGCCGGAGAUAUCCACCACCAACAACCGCUGCUAUGCUACUGAUGGCAAUUGCUAGCAUUAUAGCAACAACACCAGCCGCUACAACAACAAAAAUGGUACUUGCUGUUGUUGAAUUAUGCAUUACAACAUUUGCAUUCUUUAAUCAAAUGUCGGUGUGCGCACACAAAUUUUGCCGCUCAAUUUGUGUGGAGCAACAGCACAAAGAACGAGCACAAAAGCAGAAACAACAACUGAAAUCGUUACAAGUACAACAAAUACCGCAGCAAAGUGAAAAGCUACACCAUGACAAACAAAAUGAAAGCUGGCAUCAUCUGCUGUUGCCCAAUCAAUUGCAGUUGGUGCAAAAUUAUGCGCGACAAGAACAACAAUGCAUGCAUUCCGUUACUUCCUAUUUGGCGGUGAGCGAGCCGAUGUUCGCCAACAGAUAACUUAAAUCAAAUGAAAUGUGUUAAUUGAAUUAAAAGUAAAUAAAUAAAUGAAAUAAAAAACUAAACUAAAAACGAAGUGAGAAGACGAAGGCGAAGAUGAAGAAGAAGAAGCUUAAGUGACGUAAAUAAAUAAUUGAGAAAAAAACUAGGCUAAUUAAUAUAAUAUUAUUGUAUUUUUAUAGUAAUUUUAAGUGAGUCUUAUGUUUUACGUGUAAUUACAACAAAAAGCGCCAUUAAUAGCAAAAACAAAAAAAAAACAAUAAAAAAUGCUGAUAAUUACAUUUAAUGAGAUUAUAAAUGAGCGCAACAGCUGUAAGCUAUCACAAGCAGAGCAGUUAGAGAGAUGGUCGAGAGAGGCGUGAGGUUGGCGCCUGUUUGAGGAGGAGUGCCGCAAAAUUUACAAAACAAACAAAAAAGAAAUAAAAAUAACAAAAAGCGCCGCUAAUUGCUACGGCUCUGCUGAUGGCAUUGAUAUGCGCUAAAUAUUUCAAUAAAAAUUUUCAAAAAAAAUAAAUGUAAUAAAAAGAAUUAAUUAAGCUGUGUUUAAGUUUUUAAGAUACUGCAUUUUUUCACUUUUGAUUGGAAAAUUGAGGUUACGUCAGUAAAAUUUACUAAGCUAUGUACAAGUUGUGAAUAACCCAAGCAAAUAAACAAAUACAACUUAAAAAUAUGCGUACACAUACAUACAUACUUGCAUACCAAUUGAUAGCCUUGAUCGUAAGUCGAAGCAUGUUUGGCCUAAUAAAAUAGGCAAUGCAUUGAAACUGUAAGCAAAUACAAAUUAUUUGUUUCAAUAAAUAUGAACAAACAAAACAAAAUAAUAGAGAAAAUAAAUAAAAAUUAAAUAAAUAAAACAGCGCAGCAAAAACUAUUGAAGGUUUAGAAAACAUAUGUAUGUAUGUGAAAAUAAAUAGAAAAAAGCAAAAUUGUCUUAAGUGCGUGUGUUAGGCAAUGUGGGUGGGUCCGGCGCUAAUAAACAAAAUAUGAAAAUGUUUAAAAGUGGUAACAUAAAAUGCUGUAAUUUAUUUAAAAAUAAAAAAAUUUGAAAACACAGUCGAAACUAGCUCGAGCCGAUUUGCCCGCGCACAUGCAAUUGACAAAGGUAACCUGAAUAAUACGAUGCAAAAUAUGUGUAAUAAAGAAGUAAUAAUUCCAUUAUAAAAAAAUACAGAAAUAAAAUAAUGAAAAAAUAUAUGUU